AUGAAUACUCCGAUACGACCAAUUCCACAGAAUUUAAGUGAACUCUCCGGAAUGAACAACCCUUUUCUGCAGAGCCCGAUCUCGCUCGGAGCACAAACUGUUUCCCUUCUUCAGUCUCCACUCACUCUCUUCACCCCAUUCGCUUUACCCGGAACACCAACUUCAACGAGAUCGACCCCGUUGAUGGAUAAGACUCAAGCAUCCAGUGCUUUCUCUCCAUAUCACCUUCCAUUGACUCCAAAAAGGACUAAGGAUUUGAAUAGAUACCGAAAAGAGUUCUGCUAUAUUUGCAAUGAUGUGAUCAGUAUCGAGGGAAAGAGGAGUCAAGGUCCACGGCGUCACAUCGUGCAGAAACAUUUGAAAGCAAUGCUCUUUCGUUGCCCUCAUCCGAAUUGUGGACAUGGAAGUGUCUAUGAUCGACAUCAUGUCACAUCACAUAUGAAGCGAAUGCAUGGAGAUCACUCGGAAAAGGUAAUCGUCGGAAGUGAGGAGGCGGAGACAGAGAUUCAAGCUUGGUACGAAAAGUGCUUUGCCCGACCUGAGAGCUUCAGCGAAAACAGAAUGAAUUUGGAAAAUUUCAAUCCAUUAACGUUCCCAACUCCAACCCCAAGUCUUCCACUAGCAAGUCUUCAACUCUCAUUGGCAAUGAGUCCCUUCAGACCGCUUCAAUCAUUGCCGAUCAACAAUCCCUACGUGACACCCGAGUUGACACCAACGAGAAAGCUCAACGGGUUCAUGAUUGGUGAUAUACUUGGGCAA
This is a messenger RNA of Mesorhabditis belari, 759 nucleotides long. The record is from the annotation of a GenBank genome assembly. NCBI's taxonomy places the organism in Eukaryota, Metazoa, Nematoda, Chromadorea, Rhabditida, Rhabditidae.